Molecule: messenger RNA, 2654 nt
Organism: Struthio camelus australis
Lineage: Eukaryota; Metazoa; Chordata; Aves; Struthioniformes; Struthionidae
Gene: APOLD1
Product: apolipoprotein L domain containing 1
Biological process (GO): lipid transport; regulation of endothelial cell differentiation; angiogenesis
Cellular component (GO): extracellular region; membrane
Molecular function (GO): lipid binding
Source: RefSeq, a predicted model, not a curated record
AAAUUGGUCUCCUCCAGAAACAGACCAAAAUUUGUCUUUGGGGAGGUUGACUGGAAACUAAAGGGGCCAUGGAGAGAAACGGUGCUGCCUUUCCCCAAACAUUAGACCCCACAUGCCACUUCCACAUAUUUCUGCUGGAUCAGAGACAGAGGCUGCACAGCCAAAUUGCACAUCUUCAUGAAGUGGCUCAGAAAAUCAACAAGCUCCGCAAAAGGUCUCUGAUUGCCAACAUCAGUGGGAGCUCUCUGACCGCUGCAGGAGCAGUCACAGCCAUCGUGGGACUGUCCCUGAGCCCAGUCACGCUGGGAGCCUCUCUCCUGGCCUCAGCUGUGGGUCUGGGUCUAGCCACUGCCGGGGGGGCUGUCAGCAUCACCUCCGACCUCUCCUUAGUGCUCUGCAACUCCCGGGAGGUGAGGAAGGUGCAGGAAAUUGCAAUGACUUGUCGGAAACAGAUGAGGGAAAUCCUCGGCUGCUUGGAAUUCCUCCGCCGGGGGCAGGGCCCAAGGGACCCCAUGCUGCUGCAGUCAGAGAAGAGGGCCUCCAUCUCGCUGUACAACUCCGUCUGCUUCAUGGUCUUUUAUGGCUCCCACAGCUUCCUCGUACCAGAAUACACAAAGGAGGUCACAAAAGUGAGCCAGGUCGUGCUGAAGGCCAAAAUCCAGAAGCUGGCUGCUAACCUUGAGACCUGCACCAGGGCAAUGGAUGAACUCUGUGAACUCCUCGAGUCCAGGACAGAGCUUUCCUCACACACAAGAAAUCUCAGCUUGGGCCCUAAAGACACUGCUGAGACUCCAGGACGAUCCAGCUGAAACAGUGCUUGCCCUCAUGAUUAGAACAAGCUUGGAGACACUACCUUAUUAAUUGUCACUGUUACCAUUAGCACUGCUACCUGCUGUUAUCAUAAUAUCGGUGGUGCUCACCCACACAUAUGUUCACAUCUCUCAUGUGCCUUAUUUAUAUCUGAACACAAACUUCUUUCUGCCAGGAAGCCAAAGGUUUGCAGCACCCUUUGCAGCACCUACCCAGCUGAGGCUGGGGCUUAUGAUGGACAUCUGGCCCAGCGGGUACAUGGCAGCAGGGGUAGGCAGGUGCUCCUCAGAUCCACAUUUCCCUGGCCAUCUUUCUGGUUCUGCUUCCCCAUGGUAGCAGAAAGAAGUGGGUCAGGAGACUGCUGAAAAUCCGGAAGCCCUGGUGCUGCCCCUGGAUUGUAAAUAAUCUAUGAGACUCCGAAUAAUGAAAGGGCUGGGAUACUCUCAACGAGCUAGCAGCUGCCAAUUUCCAGUAAAACAUAGUUCUGUUAUGAAGGUACAUCUGGAAAGGCUAUUGAAGGAAGCAGCCCCAGAAAUCACAGACUGUAUAGGCAGAUGGCUCAUCAUCCAAGGGUGAAACAGAGGAUCCAGAAAGUAUUACCCCUUCUGAAGAAACAUUUCCAGACUAAGAACUGUAAUGUUUAUAUUCUAUUUAUUUACAUUGGAUUAUUUUAAGGCUUUGAAAUUGUUUUUAAAGAAAAAAUGUGCUUUUUCUUUUUCUUUUUACAAGGAGGCCUCCACUCCAAGGGGAAGCAACUGUUCUUAGAGGCAAAGCAAGUCUGUGGCAUGUGAGAGCAAGUUACCCAUUCUAUGGCUGUAAGGGAUGUCAAGGCCUUGUGGGAAGGGGAAAGUGUGGCCAGAAUGCUGAAAGUUAUAAAAUAUGUGGCCUAUGGUCACCAAUGACUGCUCUUAAGAACCAAAACAGGGAGAAGGAAGGGUCAGAGAGCCUGGGACCAGGGCCUGCCUCAGGGUACUGGUAGAAGAAAGCAAUUGUACCUCGUGCAGCAGGGAGGGCAGUGUAGGUUGGUGUUACCGGUCUGAGCUGGAGCCCAUCUGUGAUGGAAGCAGGUUUGAGAGAAGGUGGGGACGGAGGCACUCUCUGUGCAGUUGAACAGCCUGUGAGACCCACAGUGGUUUGUCUGGGAGGGAGGGAGGAGGCUGCACUCUCAGAGAGCUACACAUACUCCUAGGAAUGCUCCCUGGGGAAGGCUUCACAUCAGCAAUAUAUAUGGGUACUAAUAAUCAAGAGGGGUGCAGAGGGGUAGGAUGAUUCAAUGUUCAGAGCACUUACGAAGCAGGAGGGAGGCCUGGGACCCAGUUUCAGCUUCAAGUGACUGAUCUGCCAAAGAUGUCCUCUGUGACCCUGGGCAAGUCAUUCAACCCCUCAAUGCCUCAGUUCCCUGUUUACAAAUGGGGAGAGUAGCACUUCCCUACCUCACAAGGAAGUUUCUAGGACAAAUAUUACAGAUCAUUCAAGUACUGUGAUGAUAGGGAUCGUGUCAAUACCUGACAGAGGUUCAGGGAAGAGACCCUGGAAGCUAGCUUGAGACAACCAAAGGAAUUAAUGCAGGGAUAAUUCCACAUUCACAAGGAGACCCUAGUGGAUAAGGGAAACUUCCCUGCACAUUCGUGAACCAAAAUGAUCAGAAAAUCAUUUUAUAAUUCUGCACUGAAUAAACUCUUGGGAAGGACAACACUCCUUGAAAAGCUUGAAUCCUCACCCUUUUUUCUCCUCCUCGCAUGAUCUCAACAUUUGGUUUUACAUGUAAGAAAAAAGAAAAACUUGGUCCUUCAGAGCAUGACUCAUGUCUGUAAUGUCCGUGCUUGUUUGCUGUAAAUGAACAA